AUGGCGCUUCGAAUCUGGAAACUCACCGCCGUGCUUCUUUCUGCUUCGCUCCUUCGAUGCGGCACCGCGACGGGCGCGACAGCGCUCGGUGGACGGCGGUUGCUGCAGAAUCCUGACUUCCCAUCGCAGCGCAACAGUAAGCCGAGCUCCUUUAUUUUAGCUAUAUUAUCUGCAAUGAUUAUGUCUUAUAUGAAUUUUGAAGCCUUUGCGCUUCUAGUCAAACGGAAACAACAUGUGUUUUUUGGUGCAGGCAACCCGUCAUGGAUGAACGGUGGCGGUAGCAGCAGCAAUGGCGGCGGCAAUACGCAGGAACAGAGCCAAAAUAACCAGGCUCAGAUGGGCAGUAACGGUGGUGCCUCAAACAGCGGCAACUUAUGGACGGGUGCUUCUGCCCCCGUUUUGGUCUUUUCUGGCGGUCAAUUUGGCGCUGGGUGGUCUGAUGCCAGUUACGGCGCUAGUCCCUUUUCCUCAUACGCCCCAGCCGGUAAGGACCGCGGUACCGCAAACUGCCACUACCUACCGAAGGGCGCCGCCACAAGCUUCUACGGGCCCCAAGGCUCGUUUGUCGGCCUUAGGGCACUGGAGUUCUGGGUCUACUCCGGCUCUACGGGUGUUGCAGAUGUAGCCCUCGUACUGUCGGGUGCAGCCCAAUGCCGCCACGUGCCCUUGAGCUCACUUCAGGUCGCGGAGAGCAGUUCCGGCUGGGUCAAGUACUGGGUCGACUUCAACCUCUUCAGCUGGGCAUGGCAAGGCGGCGGCGGGUCCUUCUCCGGCUGCGGCAGCAGCGGCACCAGUGCCGGCGAGCUGGUCAAGCUGGAGUUCUUCAACCCGCACCCUGAGUUCGAGGCGCUGUUGUGUGUCGAUAACGUGCGACUUAUGAACUGA
Molecule: messenger RNA, 885 nt
Organism: Volvox carteri f. nagariensis
Lineage: Eukaryota; Viridiplantae; Chlorophyta; Chlorophyceae; Chlamydomonadales; Volvocaceae
Exons: 4
Coding region: 1-885 (294 amino acids)
Source: RefSeq, a predicted model, not a curated record